UCAAGUCGUGUUAUUUCAGAGUUCUUAUGUGUUUUUAAAGUGUAUACAAAUAUUUUACAAGUUUUAUAAAAAUCAAAUUAUUUAUUUUACUUUAAUGAACACCAUAGUUCAUUUUUUCACCACUAGUUCCGAUAUUAGCGCAUACGUUAAUAUUCGCUUAGAUAAAACUAUUUCACACUGUUAUUUAAAGUACAAUAUAUUUUUCUAUAAUUCAUUACCCAUCUAUUCGUUGAAGGUAAAGUCUUGUUUCGCGAGUUCGACUAGUGUUCUUCAGUUUUCAUCAGACGUAAUCAUGUUCCCCUGUAGUAUAUGUGGUAAAACCUUUACUCGAAUCAGUAGUUUACACAGACAUGCCAAGUCACAUGAUGUUUCCAAAAAGAUUUCAUGCAAUAUAUGCUCAGAAAUAUUCACGCGAAAAGAUAACCUCAUCAGACAUACCAAGGAUAAACACCCUUCAAAUAUUGUAGUUCAACAACAACCAACCAUAACCAAGCAAGAAAUUCAAGAUUUUUUUACACCAGCUGAACACAUUUACGAUUAUAAUGUUCAAUCUCGCAAUGGUCAUAAGCGCUCAUAUCAUACGGAAAAUUCGAAUGAAGCAGCAAAUGCUAAAAAGACACGCAUGAGAAUCGUCAAGACACGAGGGUUCAUUAAGACAGGCACAUCGUUGUCGAAUAAAAUCAAUUGGUAUUACGUGAAAAAUACAGAUAACUUGACCAACUACAGAACAUUUUUAGAAUCAACAAAAAAAGACUUAAUAGAACUACUCAAGUCACUAUCAGCAAAACAACCAAUUAAAUAUAAUCUUAAAUUAGAAGCAACAUAUGAACGCCCGAACGUAGAAAAUUCAGCAGAGAAUAGAGCAUUUAAGACCUCAGCUAAGGAAAUGUUUAUAGAUACAGAUAUUGAAGCUAAAAUUAAUCAAGAUUUUGUCAACCUUUUGCUUGAAGAAGAAAUGUAUACUUCUAAAGGAAGUGGAUUUACACUACAAUCAAUAGAUGGUUUACUGUUAGGAGUAUAUAGUUAUUUCCCUAUGGGUGGUUCGUCUUAUAUUACACUUCCAGAGGACAUAAAAAAUAAAAAAGCAAUUAUCAAUCCCCAAAACUCAGACCAACAGUGCUUCAAGUGGGCAAUCAUAGCGAGACACGUUUCGGGUAAUGCCAAAAAUCAAGUGGCUGAAAAUUAUACAUCGCUCGAGGACAAAUAUAAUUUUUCUGGUUUAACAUUCCCAACACCUGUGAGGGAAAUAAAAACAUUUGAAAAAAAUAAUCCGAAAAUAUCAGUCAACGUUUAUGGAUUAAAAAAAGAAAAGAAUAAGAAACAUAUUGUUUAUCCACUUAAGGUUGCGGAUGAAGAAAAAAAAUAUCAUUUUGAUCUCUUACUAAUUACUGAUGGUAAUAAAAGCCACUACACCUACAUUUCUAACCUUUCGAGGCUUGUGAGAUCACAAAAAACAUUACACGCCGAAAAUGUUGUAUUUUGCAAACGAUGUUUUACCAGUUUUGACAAUAUACAUACAAAAUAUAAGUUAAAAGGUCAGGCGGGACUUGAACAACACAAGUUGAUAUGUGGAGCACAUAAGCCAAUUCUGCCUAAGAUGCCUGAGCCCGGUACAUUGUUAGAGUUCGAUGGGUGGAGUAACACUGAAAGACAUCCGUUCGCGAUAUAUGCCGAUUUCGAGGCACUCCUUGUUAAAUGCGAAGAAAAAAAAGGCAAAAAAACAGCAGCUUUUCAAAAGCACGAGCCAAUGAGCUAUGGAGUUUUCGUAAAGGCUUCAGAAAACGUCCCCAUUGAGUUGCUUGAGAAAUAUGACAUACCAACAUCACCUAUUAUUUAUCGUGGAAGCGAGUCACAUCAGGAUGUAGCCAAGCGUUUCGUUAAUGAAGUAACAGAGAUCGCGAGAAGAGUUCAAGAUUUACUUAAAACAAAUAAACCCAUCAUAAUGACAGAAAAAGAGCAAAUAGCACAUGUCUCGAAAAGUACAUGCAAUCUAUGUGAAUGUAAUUUUUCUAUCAAAAACCAAAAGGUGGCAGAUCACUGCCAUCUAUCAGGGACAUUUAGGCAAACUUUAUGCAAUACUUGCAACCUGAAACUCCAAAAACCUAACUUUAUACCGUGCUUUCUACACAAUUUGUCUAAUUACGAUGCACAUUUCAUCGUAACCGAACUCGGAAAUGACACUAAAUCAAUCUCAGUAAUUCCAAACAGUGAAGAAAAAUACAUUUCAUUUUCAAAACACGUUACCAACAACUUUUCAAUUCGAUUCAUAGACUCUUGUCGAUUCAUGGCAUCAAAGUUAUCAACACUCGCAGAAAAUUUAUUAACACCAGGGUUCAAGAAGUUCAGAGAAACCGCAAAAGCAUUCGCACCCAGAGAUAUGAAUCUCGUCACACGUAAGGGUGUAUACCCUUACGAGUUUACCGAUAGUUGGGACAAGUUAGAAGAAACGAUUUUGCCUCGGAAAGAAGAUUUUUAUAGCACAUUAACGGAAGAACAUAUAGACGAUGAGGAAUACGAACACGCAGUCACAGUAUGGAACCAUUUCAAAUGCAAAACCCUAGGAGAAUAUAGCGAUUUGUAUCUAAAAAUUGACGUGCUGCUGUUGGCUGACGUGUUUGAAAAUUUCAGAGACAUGUGCAUUUCUACAUACAAUUUAGACCCUGUUUACUACUUUACAGCUCCAGGUUUUAGUUUUGACUGUAUGUUGAAAUAUACCAAAGUCAAACUAGAAUUACUCUCUGAUUUUGACACCCACUUAUUUUUCGAAAAUUCAAUCCGCGGCGGCCUCACACAAGCAAGUAUGAGGUACGCUAAAGCUAAUAAUGAAAAAACCCAAGAUUAUGACCCAACAAAGUCAAAAUCGUGGAUAGUUUACCAAGAUUGUAACAAUUUGUACGGGUGGGCAAUGUCACAGCACAUGCCAUACGGUGACUUUAAAUGGGUGGAGCCUAAGUUAGAUGGAUUAGAUGCUUUGACGCCGACGUCAGAUAUAGGCAGAGUAACAAAAUUCCUCCUGGUUCAAAAGUGA
Molecule: messenger RNA, 3028 nt
Organism: Metopolophium dirhodum (rose-grain aphid)
Lineage: Eukaryota; Metazoa; Arthropoda; Insecta; Hemiptera; Aphididae
Exons: 4
Coding region: 95-3028 (977 amino acids)
Source: RefSeq, a predicted model, not a curated record